UAUUUUUCGUUUUUACUAGUUUAGCGGUUUUGUACUUCUAUUAAAUAUUAAUAAUGUUUUACUUUUUUAUUUUAAUUAUUUCUACGUUUUUUAAAGUUAUACACAAUUCGGAAAUUGAGUGUGGCUGUAACGUCAAUCGUAAUUCACAUGUAAAUUUAAAAACGAACUUUUAUAAUGAAUUAUCUUCUAAUCAAUGUCCUAUUGAUAUUAAACACGGGAAUACAUUGAAUACCCAUAGUGUUUCCUCCAAAAUGAUUCUUAUACCUUCGGGUACCUACCAGGUUGGCACUGAUGAAAUACUCAUUGAUACUGAUAAUGAAGGUCCAAAAAAAUUUGUGCAGUUAAAAAGUUUUUACUUAGACAAAUACGAGGUUUCUAACAGAGAUUUUACAAUUUUUACCGAAUCAACGGAUUAUAAGACUGAGGCCGAAACAUUUGGUGAUAGCUUUGUGUUCACACUUUUUUUGAAUAACACGUUUAAGAAACAAUUGCAUGACUUUCGAGUUAUGCAGGCACCAUGGUGGUACAAAGUUUAUGGUACCAAUUGGAAACAUCCUUUGGGUCCGGACUCUGAUGUGGCAGAUUUGAUGGAUCACCCUGUUACUCAUGUGUCAUGGAAUGAUGCAAAGGCAUACUGUGCUUGGAGAGGUGCGAGAUUGCCAACUGAAGCUGAAUGGGAGGCCGGCUGCCGAGGGGAUCAUUAUAAUAUAACAUACCCAUGGGGUGACAAACUGUUCCCGGAUAGACAGCAUAUGGCAAAUAUAUGGCAAGGUACAUUCCCGAACCACAAUUCCGCGAAAGACGGUUACGUUGGCACAAAUCCAGUACACCUGUUUGAACAGAACAAACUCGGCCUCCACAACAUGGCUGGGAAUGUAUGGGAAUGGACAGAGGACUCCUGGUCUGAAGACAAUCCCAAAGAAAAAGUAAAGAAGGGAGGCUCGUAUCUCUGCCAUCGAUCAUACUGUUAUCGAUAUCGAUGUUCCUCGCGUUCGCACAACACUGACGACAGUUCCGCCGGCAAUUUAGGAUUCCGCUGUGCAAAAUCAACGUAAUACUACGUCCAUGUAUUGUUGUAUUUAUAUUACGAAUUUUUGUCUACUUUAGUACUUAAUAUAAGAUUUUAAAGUUAUUACCUCGCAUAUCGAUAAUUUAAUUUUCAUAUGUAAGCAUGAUUGUAAUGUUUUUUUUUUGUCUAGUCUUCCAUAUAUAAAUGUGUAACGUAUUAAAUGUGGUUAGGAUAUUUUAUUUUAUGAAUUUAGGGAUUAAAUAAAAAAAUAAAACAUUUA
Messenger RNA from Danaus plexippus (monarch butterfly), 1289 nucleotides. RefSeq names its product formylglycine-generating enzyme. The transcript has 4 exons. The record is from RefSeq and is a predicted model, not a curated record. The coding region runs from base 54 to 1055 and encodes 333 amino acids. Lineage: Eukaryota; Metazoa; Arthropoda; Insecta; Lepidoptera; Nymphalidae. Gene Ontology annotation, cellular component: endoplasmic reticulum.